Molecule: messenger RNA, 1197 nt
Organism: Colletotrichum abscissum
Lineage: Eukaryota; Fungi; Ascomycota; Sordariomycetes; Glomerellales; Glomerellaceae
Exons: 3
Coding region: 1-1197 (398 amino acids)
Source: RefSeq, a predicted model, not a curated record
AUGGGCCAAAAGGGGACUAAGGUAGAGAAAUGGAUCGAAUUCGGGCUUUCGAAUGCGGGCACCGUCUCGGCAGUGGCCGACACUAUAAACAAUUACCAGACCGGGAGCCAGACACGGCAACUGAUGAAAGAGGCGGCGCCCCUCAUCCGGGCCAACGCUGAGGCUGUCACGUCUUUUCUUGGGCACCGGCAGAUCGUCGAACGCUGGGGAAUGCAGCUCUGGAGGCAGUCCACGCCCGCAUCGCCGACAAUGCGGAAGCGCAAACAGACAGGGCUUGAUGCUCCAGAAAAGUUCGCCAAGCAGGUCCACCGUUUCGUCAUCCAGCAGACCAUCAGGCCUUGGCCAUCUAAGGGCCGCCUUCACGUCUUUUUUCUCUAUCAUCCGGACACGGAUUGGGAUCCGGCCUUCUUUCACCGCAUUCAGGACCAGCCACUAUCACACCGCUUUCUCGGCAUGUCCCAGAACCUAGAUGCCCUCGUCAUCUGGAUGCGCUUCAUAAAGGACAACAUGACUAGGGAAGGAAAGAAGAUCCACAUUCACCUUCUGAUACCGGCCUAUCGUCCGAUGAUGAUCGGGGAGUCGCUGGCCUUCCCUCACAAACUGAUGCCGCUUACCAUUCACGGCCAUAUUCACAACUCAAAGCCAUACGUGUGGCUAAACCUACCCAAACCUAGCCGUCGGGUCCACUUUAUUGACGUUGGGAAUCUCGCCGAUGUUUCACGCGAUGAGGCUUCUACACUUGGCGAAACCAUUCGUCGUGGUGCUGCGACUGUAGCCACUAGGAUGGUCGCUGGAGUUCCGGCAGGCACCCCUACAUUUCAGACGCCGAUCCUAGAACGCUGGGCGAAGCACCCGUUGAGGACUCCGAUGACGAUAGGUCUAGCGAUGACGACGAGGAAAGACAAGCGCGACGACUUGAGCCGACUACUUGUCGAGUUCGUCGGGGACAGCGACAUCGAGUCCCACCUCGCCGCCGACAGUCAUAACAUGGUAGGGUCUCAUGGUGAGCCUUCCAACCAAUUUCUUGACAGCCGGAACCUCCUCACCUCUCCUGGCCGGAGCCCGUCUGCGAUGGCCCCACGGCCGCCGCCAGGCGCCGGACUAAUGUUGGCCGACCUAGCCGACCCGAAACGAUACUCCGCGUUACUUUCGGAGCCGAACUCUACACAGAAGCGUGCAGGCGUUGUCAGCGGAUAG